Erythranthe guttata (spotted monkey flower) is the source of this 2503-nucleotide messenger RNA. Its product is annotated as 65-kDa microtubule-associated protein 3. Gene Ontology annotation, molecular function: microtubule binding. The record is from RefSeq and is a predicted model, not a curated record. Lineage: Eukaryota; Viridiplantae; Streptophyta; Magnoliopsida; Lamiales; Phrymaceae. Gene Ontology annotation, biological process: microtubule cytoskeleton organization. Gene Ontology annotation, cellular component: spindle; cytoplasm.
GAGAAAAAGAAUUCCAUUCAAUUUCAUAUCAUCAUUUCAUUUCCCUCUCAUUACAGUUUGAUUCAAAAAAAGCAAGCGUUACAAAUUUCCCUUACAUUUCUAGGGUUUUUAGAUUCACAGUAUACAUAAGCUAUCGUCUCCCCCAAAACAAACCCUCUGCUAAUUCUCCAACAAGUUCGGAAGAUAGUACGGAAUCACCACUUUGAUCAGACGCGCUUCAAUUUCAGAAGGCUUGGAUUUACAUGUAUAGUAGCCACCGUAUUGAUCGACACUCGCAAAUGGCGACCAAUUGUGGUUCUCUUUUAUCCGAGCUACAGAAAAUAUGGGAUGAGGUUGGAGAAGUCGAUAAUGAAAGGGAUAAGAUGCUUUCUGAACUCGAACAAGAGUGUUUGGAUGCAUAUAGAAGGAAAGUUGAUCAUGCAAACCGCUUUCGAGUUCAGUUGAGACAAGCAGUUGCAGAUGCUGAAGCACAGAUGGCAGACAUUUGCUCUGCUUUGGGAGAUCGACCGGCUCAUAUAAUGAAGGGUUCUGGGAGCUUGAAGAAAGAGCUUCAAGCGAUUAUGCCUCAAUUAGAAGAUAUGAAAAAGAAAAAAAACGAGAGGAAGGGUCAAUUUGCAGAGGUUCUGAGACAAAUAAAUAGUAUCUCUAACGAGCUUUCAGGAUCCAAGGACGAGAACCUUAGCCCAAUGGUUAUUGAUGAGAAUGAUUUGUCCAUGAAAAGAUUAGAUGAUUUACGAAAGCAGUUGCUUAUUUUGCAAAAAGAGAAGGGUGAGCGCCUGAAGGAUGUGCAUGAUCAAUUGAAUGUUCUUAACGGUCUUUGUGUGGUGCUCGGUAUGGAUUUCAAAUUAACAGUUUGCGGUGUUCAUCCAAGUUUGGAUGACUCUCGUGGCACGAGAAGUAUAAGUAAAAAUACAAUAGAGAGAUUAUCCGGUACAAUAUGCAAGCUUAAGGAUGUUAAGUUGCAGCGCAUGCAAAACCUUCAAGAUCUUGCAAUGGCAAUGGCGGAGCUUUGGAAUCUGAUGGACACACCAGUUGAGGAGCAACAGAUGUUUCAAAAUGUAACACGAACACUUGCUCUUGAAGAAAAUGAAAUAACAGAAGCCAAUAGUCUAUCUUUGGAGUUCAUCAAUAAUGCUGAGGCAGAAGUUAUGAGGCUUCAAGAAAUGAAAACGAGAAAAAUUAAGGAAGUUCUUUUGAAAAAGAAAUUGAUUUUAGAGGAAAUUUGUCGAGGAGCACACAUGGUUGUUGGAGGAAAUCUUGGAAUGGAUCUUUCUGUCGAAUCUAUUGAGUCAGGGGCAACAAGUCCAUCUGAUCUUCUAGAACAGUUAGAAGUUCAGAUAUCCAAGGUUCAAGACGAAGCUUUUAGCAGAAAAGAGAUUCUUGAAAAGGUUCAAAAAUGGUUGGCUGCUUGUGAAGAGGAAUGUUGGCUGGAGGAGUACAAUAGGGACGACAAUCGUUAUAAUGCUGGGAGAGGCACUCAUCUUAUGUUAAAGCGUGCUGAGAAAGCUCGUCUGCUUGUCAACAAAAUUCCAGCAAUGGUGGACACACUGAGAUCAAAAGCAAAAGCUUGGGAGAAAGAAAGAAAAAUCGAGUUCCUUUACGAUGGUGUUGGUCUUCGAUCCAUGGUCGAUCAGUACUGCGAGUUGAAGCAUUUGAAAGAACAAGAGCGCCAAAAGCAGAGGAAUCAGAAGAAGCUCCAGGGGCAUUUAAUGACAGAACAAGAAGCCAUAUACGGGUCGAAACCGAGUCCAACGAAGAGUGGAAGCAAGAACUAUAGACCUUCAACUGGCGGCGGCGGUGGUGGUGGUGCUGCUAAUAAGAGGUUUUCAUUAGGAGGGGCUGCUCUUCAAAACACGCUUAUGAAGAAUAAUAAUCCUCUAAAGCGGCAAACUUCUAAUAUUCAUCACCAGAGUGGCUUCUUGGCUCAUUCUUCGGGCAAGAAGAACACAUCAGUUGGCCCUAUGAAACACCACUCCACAAAUGCAUCAAGCAGCACGCGUAGCAACGGGCCGUCGGCUCUGCGUAAGGCUCUCUCUCCCAUAUCAUCACUAUGCUCGAAUAUAAUUUCCUGCAACUUCGAGGACCAGAAUGCAAAUAUCAAUGAGUUCAAGGACCCACACACUGCGUGUAAAACACCGACGAAGAUGCCGGUUCCAACUCCGGCCACUCCUCCAACGGUGUCUAACGCAAUGCAAACCGCUACGACCCCUUUCACACCGGGGGUGGUGCGCGGUAACGAAGAAGUAGUGGAUUAUUCUUAUGAGGAGAGAAGAGCUGGUUUUGACAUUAUGCCUAAAUCAUUUUCUAAGCCUUUGUUUUGAGUCAGUGACGGUUAUUUUUAUGCUACACUCAGUGAAGACUAUAUCGGGUGAUCUUUUAUCGUUUAUCUACAGACCAAUGUGGGUGUGUGUAUCACUCGGUGUAGCAUAUAAUAGACAAAUUAGUGACUUUGUAAAAUCAUUAAGGAAUUUUAAUGAGGGAUUUUUCACUUUUAAUUUUUAAA